Drosophila sulfurigaster albostrigata is the source of this 1251-nucleotide messenger RNA. RefSeq lists its product as uncharacterized. The transcript is spliced from 3 exons. Bases 306 to 1163 code for a protein of 285 amino acids. The record is from RefSeq and is a predicted model, not a curated record. Gene Ontology annotation, biological process: inositol metabolic process; signal transduction; phosphatidylinositol phosphate biosynthetic process. Gene Ontology annotation, molecular function: inositol monophosphate 1-phosphatase activity. Lineage: Eukaryota; Metazoa; Arthropoda; Insecta; Diptera; Drosophilidae.
ACGAGUUCCAUUGUCAAGUCAACCUUAUACAAAGUAUUUAUCUAAUUAUACAUUAUAUGCAAUGAUUUGCAUUUUGUAGAAGAAUCUAAAAGAUAAAUCACACAUGAUGGUUUUAUACUAAUAAACUGAAUGAUUAAGCUUAUCAUCUGUGUGCAUAGAGUAAUAACAUAUUUUAAUACCCCUUCCUCGCAAAAGUUGAAAGCACAGUGGAAAAGCUUGUACACAAAAAGCUUUUCAGAGCUAAAAUGCCAAGCAUUUGAGCUAUUCGCAUUUAGUGUGAGUUCGUCGAGUCCAAUACACGCAUCAUGAGCAACAAUCCAAUAAGCGAGUCCAAACUGCAGGAAUACUACGAGGUGGCGCUAGAUCUCGUCAAGAAAUGUGGUCCACUCUUAAUGGAAGGUUACUCCAAGCCGAAGACCGACUAUGUGGUCAAAGCGGACUUCUACGAUUUGGUCACAGUGUAUGACAAACAAAUUGAGGACACUCUAAUUGAGGGACUGCAAAAAGCUUUUCCAGAGUCGCUAAUCAUUGGCGAGGAAGAAUCUGCAGCAGCGCAUCGUCAGGCGGAGUUGACAGAUGCCCCAACUUGGAUCAUUGAUCCCAUUGAUGGCACCACGAAUUUCAUUCAUCGCAUUCCACAUUGCUGCAUAUCUGUUGGAUUGGCCAUUAACAAAGAACUCGUUGUUGGCAUCAUUUACAAUCCGCCGGCUAAUGAAUUGUUCUCAGCGUGGAAGGGACACGGUGCCUACUUGAAUGGAAAUCCCAUUCACACCUCCAAAGUAACCAAGAUCAGCCAAGCGGUUGUUGCCUAUGAAAUCUCAUUGAUACACGCGGGAGCUGUGCGAGACAAGCACUUGAAGCGUGUUUACAAGAUGGGCUCAAAUGCCACUGCCACGCGCAGCUUUGGGAGCGCUGCACUCGCCUUGUGCUAUGUAGCAACGGGUCAAUGUGAUGCCUAUCACGUUGAGGAUCUCAAGCCCUGGGAUAUUGCAGCGGGCGCUGUCAUUUUAACCGAGGCUGGGGGCAACAUUUAUCAUACCAAAGGUGGUAAAUUUGAUGUAAUGAAACCCGAUUUGGUCUGUGCAGCCACAGAGGAGUUGACUAAAGCGGUUAUUCAGUUGAUUGAGGAAGCCAAUCAGAUUACGGAAUAUACAUUCAAGUGAAUUUACUCGCUGCUGACUGAUCUUGUGAUCAAACAUUCAAAAUAAUGGAUCGUUUUGUAAUAAAUAAAAAUUUUAGUAUUCACUAAAA